UGCAUAUGCUUGUUCCUGUUUCCAUAACUCAACUUAGAAAUAAUAAAACUCGUGUAACAUAUUUUGCCGUCGUUUUUUAUCCUCCUGGCAAUUUGCUGGGAAUUCUGUCGACAAGAGUGAGGCGGGAAAUAAUUUUCAGAUAUCAAUAGAGGCCAUAAUAAUAACACAACUAAACUGUAUCAGUAUAACUUUCGUAACCCCAACGAGAUGGAAUACAGCAUUUCUGAGUUAAAUUGAGACGCCGAGUUAAGUAUCAUAGAUUGCUUCACUUCACACAUGUGAGGCCCUCUAUUGUGAAUACGUCCCGGUCAAGUCAUUACGGUGAUCAGUAAUGCUAUCAGAGGUACCUUUUCUCGAUAUAUAUUAAUAGAGAUCGAUUUAAUCUGACGUAGCUGAAAUAAGAGAAGUUCUGACACCGAAGAGAGAGAUGUGUAUUACUAGUCGCACUGUAAGUAAUGAUAUACUGAUGUUACCAAUAGCUUCUUUGAGUGUCGAAUGACUUCUGGAGAAAUUGCAGAUUAAAGCCAUUUCCUAGUGCUAAAUGAAAGUUUAGUUUCUUGGUUUCUUGGUCUGGUCUCAGAUGGCACAAACUAAAAUCAACUUCACCUUAAAUCACAGGGAAAAGUCUUCAUGAAAUGGUUCUGCGAAGGGGACUCUCCGGAUCAGCAGAGAACGACGCUCGCAGAUUUAUUCCUAUAGUGUGCCGUCCUUUCAACAGGGAAGAACGGGGGUUGAAUGUCAUUCAAUCAGGAGGCAGAGCCGACCAGUCUUAUGAAAAUCCUAUAUUAUAGAAUACAUAUUUGGAAAAAUGAACGGCAGUACAAAUGGGACAUUGGAAUCGGCACCUAAAAUAUCCACAUUUCUCCAGACCAUGUUUAUUGUGAUGUAUUCCUUCAUUAUAGUGAUAGCGGUUGGUGGGAAUGGUAUUGUGUGCUAUUUGGUAUAUGCUUAUAAGCGAAUGCGGACUGUCCCAAACUACUUUAUUGUUAAUUUGGCUUUAAGUGAUAUCAUAAUGGCGAUUUUCUGCAUUCCUUUUACGUUUGUGGCCAAUCUGAUGCUGAAUUACUGGCCCUUUGGAGAAUUAAUGUGCCCGGUCGUGUGUUACCUUCAGAUCGUGUCUGUCUUUCUUAGUGCGUACACACUGAUGGCCAUGAGUGUUGACCGCUACAUCGUGAUAGUGCAUCCAUUCCGGAAGAGAAUCACCACGGAGUACACACUAUUCAUCAUUAUAAUCAUCUGGAUUCUAUCGUUGUCCAUCCCUAUCCCCACGUUGUUCAAUGCUCGGAUAGAGUAUUAUUCGAACACUAGUGGACAGUGUCUGGAGACUUGGGAAGGUAACGAGGAGGGACGAUACGCAUACAGCGUGGGGAUCAUGGUCCUUCACUACUUUGCCCCCAUGCUUGUUAUGAUGUUUUGUUACACGACCAUCAGAUAUCACAUAUGGCUUAAACACAAUCAAAAAGACGAUCAGAAUAAAAGAAGAUUACAGCUGGCUUCCGCAAAACAGAAAAUGAUUCGUAUGAUGGUAACUGUGGUGAUAUUUUACGCCCUCUGUUGGCUGCCGUUCCACGUGAUCACUCUGGCGGGGGAACAGAAUCCGGAGAUUUACAACCAGAGCUUCAUGCCCGUUCUCUGGGUUUUCUUCCAUUGGCUGUCCAUGAGUAAUAGCUGUUACAACCCCAUCAUAUAUAUCUGGAUGAGUCCUAAAUUCAGAGCGGGGCUACAUUUAGCAUUCCACACAUGUUGUCGACGAAAACAUUCCAAAUGUGAAUCUGAUGAACAGAUUGAUGAACUAGGGAGAAAUAACGGGGUUGUGUUGCGUGUUGAAAUGCAAUCAAUGCAAAAUGUGAAUAAAAAAUCCAAAGAAUGUAGGUAUCUAUCGCACAAAGAACAGUUGUUGUCAGAGAAUUACGACAUACAUGGUAAAAUACACAGCGACACGUGAGAGAAAAAUGCAUGUGCUAUCUCUGGUGAAAGAUUGACUCUGUGUGUUUUCAGGGAGCAUUAAUCUUGAUUAAAUUUGUAAAAAUGA
This is a messenger RNA of Ostrea edulis (European flat oyster), 2032 nucleotides long. Its product is annotated as RYamide receptor-like. The transcript is spliced from 2 exons. NCBI's taxonomy places the organism in Eukaryota, Metazoa, Mollusca, Bivalvia, Ostreida, Ostreidae. Bases 809 to 1945 code for a protein of 378 amino acids. The record is from RefSeq and is a predicted model, not a curated record. Gene Ontology annotation, cellular component: membrane. Gene Ontology annotation, biological process: neuropeptide signaling pathway. Gene Ontology annotation, molecular function: neuropeptide receptor activity.